AUGAAUUUCCGAAAAUGUCUCGCGCGCCAUAUCGUUACGUUGGCCUACGACUAUGUGUGGAAAGCAGAGGGUGGUGAAAGAGAGGGUGGUGAAAGAGAGGGUGGUGAAAGAGAGGGUGGUGAAAGAGAGGGUGGUGAAAGAGAGGGUGGUGAAAGAGAGGGUGGUGAAAGAGAGGGUGGUGAAAGAGAGGGUGGUGAAAGAGAGGGUGGUGAAAGAGAGGGUGGUGAAAGAGAGGGUGGUGAAAGAGAGGGUGGUGAAAGAGAGGGUGGUGAAAGAGAGGGUGGUGAAAGAGAGGGUGGUGAAAGAGAGGGUGGUGAAAGAGAGGGUGGUGAAAGAGAGGGUGGUGAAAGAGAGGGUGGUGAAAGAGAGGGUGGUGAAAGAGAGGGUGGUGAAAGAGAGGGUGGUGAAAGAGAGGGUGGUGAAAGAGAGGGUGGUGAAAGAGAGGGUGGUGAAAGAGAGGGUGGUGAAAGAGAGGGUGGUGAAAGAGAGGGUGGUGAAAGAGAGGGUGGUGAAAGAGAGGGUGGUGAAAGAGAGGGUGGUGAAAGAGAGGGUGGUGAAAGAGAGGGUGGUGAAAGAGAGGGUGGUGAAAGAGAGGGUGGUGAAAGAGAGGGUGGUGAAAGAGAAGGUGGUGAAAGAGAGGGUGGCGGAAGAGAGGGCCGUUUAGCACAUGUCGAGAAUUUACUGGGUUAA
Penicillium canariense is the source of this 690-nucleotide messenger RNA. RefSeq lists its product as uncharacterized. Lineage: Eukaryota; Fungi; Ascomycota; Eurotiomycetes; Eurotiales; Aspergillaceae. The record is from RefSeq and is a predicted model, not a curated record. The transcript has 2 exons. The coding region runs from base 1 to 690 and encodes 229 amino acids.